CCACAGCAGAGCCCAGCCUGUAAUGAGAUUCAGAGAACUGCACGAGAGCGUCGUACCUGGAUAAACGAGCCGAGGACAGUGUCAACCUCCCGAUAAAGUCCCGGUCGGAUACGGACAGAAAAGAGUCCAGUCGCUGGUAACCGGGGAAAAUAAAGAAACAACAUUAAAAGUGAGUUUAUAAGAACAACCGAAGAGGAUUUACCAAGUGGACACGAGACGCGAGUGGCACCGUGGCAGAUGUAAGAUGACAUCGAUAAAUGUUGAUUGAACAGCUGGGAUGUUAAUGGUAUGAUGAAAACAGUAUCACACUAAGGAGUGACUUCAAAGCAAGACAGGAAUGGCUUGAUUUCUCACCCGGGAGAGCGGUGGGACAUUACUGUCUUCAUGUUUCUGUGGAAGAGAAGGAAAGUUUGCUGCGCUUCACUCGGAUACAAGUCUACUUUCUGAGAGGAAUUACUACUACUGCUGUGACUAUUUCUUAUACCAGUGGAAGAGCCCGCCAGUUUUUUGGUGUCGGCUCAUAAACUGAUUAAAAUGUCUAAGCCUGUGCUAAAGAAAAACCACUGGACCUCCAGAGUGAACGAGUGCUCCGUCUCCAAAGAUGCCCGCGGUGACUUGAAUGUGCCACUGCGCGGCGGCGCGGAGAACGGGGAGUUUGCCUACAUUGGGCAAGUUAACGGGGAUGUCGUGCUUUACAAAAUGGGAAAAUUAAGUGAAGGAGAACUGCUGCUGGAGGUGGAAAACCUAUCGAUUUCGGGAUUACCCUUGUACGACAUACAGACAGUGAUAAAGAACUGCAAAGGGGCCGUCAGGUUGAAAACUGUCAGACAAGGAAGUAAGCUGAACAAGGACCUGAAGCAUUACCUGAGCCAGCGCUUCCAGAAAUCCUCGGCUGACCACGAACUGCAGCAGACCAUUCGAGACAACCUCUACCGCCACGCUGUGCCUUGUACAACCCGCGGCCCACGUGACGGAGAAGUUUCUGGCGUGGACUACAACUUCCUCUCAAUAGAGGAUUUCCUGGAGUUGGAGAAGAGUGGGACCCUUUUGGAGAUUGGAACGUAUGAUGGUAACUAUUAUGGGACGCCCAAGCCACCGGUGCAGCCCCCCGGUGGGAAAGUGAUUAGCGGUAGCGGUAGCGGCGGUGAUGCCCCACUGCCAGACGGGCUCAGCGGUAGCCUGCCGGGCUCUGAGCACUCCACUCCCCGACGCUCCAAGUCCUACAAUGACAUGCAAAAUGCUGGAAUAGGGCCUGGAGAGCGGCAGCAGCAGGAGGACGACGAGGACCUCCCGGACAUGAACAGCAGCUUUACAGGAGAUUCUAGUGAAUUAGACGAGAUUCCUCACUCAGUGCGCCCCUACCCCCCCCCGGAGGACCCGCCCUACGUUGGGAGAACCCCCUCACCAUCGGCCACCACGGAGAGCACUCAGCAGUCCAACUCUAACCUGAGCCAUCCUCCCCCGGAGGACCCUCUGGGGACUCUGCCUGACAACUGGGAGAUGGCCUACACCGAGAACGGAGAGGUCUACUAUAUAGACCACAAUACAAAGACCACCUCCUGGAUAGACCCUCGGUGCAUGGACAAGCCUCAGAAACCCCUGGAAGAAUGUGAAGACGAUGAAGGGGUCCACACAGAGGAGCUGGACAACGACUUAGAACUUCCACCAGGAUGGGAGAAAAUCGACGAUCCAGUGUAUGGGGUCUACUAUGUUGAUCAUAUCAACAGGAAGACCCAGUAUGAGAAUCCCAUGUUGGAGGCUAAGAGGCGCAGGCAGCUGGAGCAGCAGCCUCAGCAGCCUCAGCCCCAAAGCCAGCAGCCACCUGAAGGUGAGCGCUACAUCCGAGAAUGGAUCGAGGACUCGGCGUUGGCAGGGGCCCCGCUGGCCAACUACGCUGCCAACCACCAGGAGACCUACAGGGACCCCCAAACAGGACCACCAAUGCCCAACGCCGUGGGACAAAAGCGAGGGAAGCCUUUCUUUACUCGGAACCGAUCCGAGCUGAAUGGGACUUUCAUCAACACCAAGCUGAAAAAGAGUCGCCGGGGGUUCGGCUUCACCGUGGUCGGAGGCGACGAGCCGGACGAGUUCCUGCAGAUCAAGAGCCUAGUUUUAGAUGGACCUGCCGCCCUGGAUGGCAAAAUGGAGACAGGCGAUGUGAUAGUGAGUGUCAAUGACAUCUGUGUGCUCGGCUACACCCACGCCCAAGUUGUGAAGAUCUUCCAGUCCAUCCCUAUCGGCUCCAUGGUGAACUUGGAGCUGUGCCGCGGCUACCCGCUGCCCUUUGACCCCGAUGACCCCAACACUAGCCUGGUCACCUCCGUGGCCAUUCUGGACAACAAAGACCCCAUCAUCGUCAACGGUCAGGAGGCCCACAACAGCUACGACUCGCCGUCCAGCCACGGCAGUCAGAACAACAACGGCUCGACCAACGGAGGGGCGCCUCACAACGGCCUCCCCCGACCCUACAGCCCCUCCGCGGACGUGGCCUCCGAUACCUCUUCCCAUCAAGGCUACCCCAACGACGUGGUCACCCUGGCCUCCUCCAUCGCCACGCAACCAGAGCUCAUCACUGUACACAUGGAGAAAGGAGACAAGGGCUUCGGCUUCACCAUCGCCGACAGUCCAGGAGGCGGAGGGCAGAGGGUGAAGCAGAUCGUGGAUUACCCGCGCUGCCGUGGCCUCAAGGAGGGCGACAUCAUCGUGGAGGUCAACAAGAGAAACGUGCAGACCAUGUCUCACAACCAGGUGGUGGACAUGCUCAGCAAGUGUCCCAAAGGCAGCGAGGUCAGCAUGCUGGUGCAGAGAGGGGUGGCACCUGCAAAGAAGAGCCCGAAACUGCAAUUGUCGAGGAAAGACAGUCAGAACAGCUCCCAGCACAGCGUUUCCAGCCACCGGAGCGCCCACACAGACUCGCCUGUGCACCCGUCCCUGGCGCCCACUCUCAACGAGAGCAUCGCCCCCCCGCCCCCCUCUCAGCCCCUGCCGGGUCUGCCGCCCCAGGACUCCCCGGCAGACGGGACCAUCCAAAGAAAACCGGACCCCUUUAAGAUCUGGGCCCAGUCCAGGAGCAUGUAUGAAAGUAGGCUUCCAGACUUCCAAGAGCAGGACAUUUUCCUGUGGAGGAAGGACACAGGGUUCGGCUUCAGGAUCCUCGGAGGCAACGAGCCCGGGGAGCCGAUCUACAUCGGACACAUAGUGAAAUACGGCGCGGCAGACGAAGACGGGCGCCUGCGGUCCGGAGAUGAACUGGUAAGCGUGGACGGCACCGCAGUGGUCGGCAAGUCGCACCAACUGGUGGUGCAACUGAUGCAGCAGGCGGCAAAGCAGGGCCACGUCAACCUCACCGUGCGACGCAAAGCCACCUACACCGUUAAAGCAGAAGGAGACGUGCCCCCAUCGCCGGCGUCCUCCCACCACAGCAGCAACCAGGCCCCCAGCCUGACGGAGGAGAUGGGGAAGCGCGACCCCCAGGGCAGCCAGAACUCUCUGAACACCGUGAGCUCCGGCAGCGGCUCCACCUCUGGCAUCGGCAGCGGGGGAGGCGGCGGCGGAGGGGCGGGCGGCAGCGGUAACGCCGUCAUCGCCGCGGCUGCAGCCACCACCAACUCCUCUCAGCCCCCCAUCGUCAUGUCCAACGCCCCCUCCACCAUGCAGCCCUACGACGUGGAGAUCCGCCGCGGAGAGAGCGAAGGAUUCGGUUUCGUCAUCGUGUCUUCUGUGUCGCGGCCCGAAGCUGGCACCACCUUUGCUGGCAAUGCAUGUGUGGCCAUGCCCCACAAAAUAGGGCGCAUCAUCGAGGGGAGCCCGGCGGACCGCUGCGGGAAGCUGAAGGUCGGCGACCGCAUCCUGGCCGUGAACUCCUGCUCCAUCACCAACAAGUCCCACUCUGACAUCGUCAACCUCAUCAAGGAGGCCGGGAACACCGUCACACUACGCAUCAUCCCCGGGGACGAGUCAUCAAAUGCGUCUUUGUUGACCAAUGCGGAGAAGAUCGCCACUAUUACCACCACUCACACACCUCAGCAACAGGCUGCCCCUGAGGCCAGGAACAACACCAAACCAAAACAGGAGUCGUUUGAAUUCAAAGCACCACAGGGUCCUCCUCCCCAGCCCCCCACACAAGUCUCAGCUCAGGAUUCUGAGUUCUACUCCGUGGACCUGGACCGAGACAACAAAGGCUUUGGCUUCAGCCUGCGGGGGGGCAGAGAAUACAACAUGGACCUGUACGUGCUGCGGCUAGCUGAGGAAGGAGCGGCCGUCCGCAAUGGAAAGAUGAGGGUCGGCGACGAAAUCCUGGAGAUCAACGGCGAGAGCACCAAGGGCAUGAAGCACGCGCGAGCCAUCGAGCUCAUCAAGAGCGGGGGCCGGCGCGUCCAUCUGGUGCUCAAGAGGGGUGAUGGCUCUGUGCCCGAAUAUGUCAACGGCCCCGACGACGUCAUCACAGCCUACCCAGCCUCAGGGUUACAAAACGCUGCGGAAGUGAGUGCCCUGACCAACACGCCAUCGGAGUCCAGCUACCCACCAGAACCCCCUCAACCAUCCCGGAGCAAGAAGGAGCCGACCCGCCCCUCCACCGGCAAGACCCACCAUUCCAAACACCGCCACCGCUCCCCCAACAAGAAAACCAGCAAGGGAAAGACCCCGGGGAAAAAGUCCAAGGGCAUCAAGUUGGUAAAGAAGAAAGAUGACAAGGGAAGCGACGGCCACCGGCACCAUUCCAACGGGAAACACCGUAGCCGCCACCGCUCGCCUGACAAGGUGCACAGCCGGUCACGCAGUGCAGAGAACACGCUGGACACCCGUCAUGGGGGACAACGCAGCGGCCGCUCCCCCGACAGACGCACCGGUCAGCACUCCAAUCACCGCUCGCCCCACCGCUCGCCCCACCGCUCUCCUUACCGCUCUCCAUACCGCUCACCUCAUCGCUCUCCACAACGCUCACCCCGCCAACACAGGUCUCCCCACCGCUCUCGGCACCACUCCCCCACCAGACGCCAAUACCAUUCCUCAGACCCUUACCGCCGCAACGCCUCCCCGGAGAGACAGAGGCGCGUCAACGAGAAGCCCAACGGAGUAGAGGCCGUAUUGAAGGAACCUACUAGGACUCCUGAACUCAGCCUGCCGUUCGAGGACAGCUUCCUCCGUGAGUCCCCAGCCAUGGACCGCCUGAACAGGGAGGCCACGCGGCCGCCGCUGCGAAGCCAGGAGCACCUGUAUGGGGAGGACAGUCUGCUGAGGAAGGCCUCCUCCAUGGAGAGAAUCUACAAGGGGGACAGCCUGCUGAGGGACCUGGCCGCAUCGCGCAGCCAGAGAGACGCCACCUUGCCCAGAGUGCGCACCCCCGACUCAGAUUCGGCCUACAAGAGGUACAGCUCGCUGCUGAGGGGCCGCUCACCUGAGAGGACGGUGAGGGACGGGCGCUUUGCCAGCCGCGACAGCACCCCCGAGCCGCAGUACAGAGCCCGCAGCCUGGGACGGGACAUCUCCCCCGAGCCGCAGUACAGAGCCCGCAGCCUGGGACGGGACAUCUCCCCCGAGCCGCAGUACAGAGCCCGCAGCCUGGGACGGGACAUCUCCCCGGUCAGGAGCUUCAGGAGGGACGACUCGGAGGACGAAGAGGACGAUGACAAUUUCGUAGCGGCUAAGGUGAGAGAGUACUACAGCACGCUGAAGACCGACAGCAGCAGCUCAUCCGCCAUCCCCGAGCCCAAGAAGACCUACAAGGACAACCCCAAAGACCUGAGCAUCUGAUUGGAAGGCUGUCAGCCAAUCACAGCCACUACCCACAAACACCUCAAGUACUCACUCACAUAUCCACUUGGUUCUACAGAAAUGCACCCAAUUGUGAACACACCAGAUACACCCUCACACACACACACACACACACACACACACACAAAUAAUGUUGAGUUACUAACAAGACAGUGAUUCCAAAAUGACUUUUGAACGUUUUCUUUUUCGUUUUUUAAUUGUAUGUUACUUUUUCCUUGUUUUUUAUUGUUUUUGGUUUAAGCAUUCUACAUUUACAGUAAGUCAGAUUUUUCCAGAAAAUGUAAAACCAUAAAAAACAAUGAUGUGCCUAACAGUUCCAUUAAUGAGCAACAUUUUGAUUUUGAUUUGAUAUGUGACGGGCAUUUUGUGCCGCACUGUCAGAUGAUGAAAUGUAUGUACUUUUCCACGAGGAUCCCACGGAAGUACCGCGCACCUGGAUACCUGUAACCGGUGCUCACAAUGAUGCUGUGCAUGUCUUUACCGGUUUCAAUGUCUCUCUCACUCUCUCUCUUUACUCUCUCUUACUCUCCCUCCCGCCUACUUUUAUUCUCCCUCUAUCUCUCUCUGUCAAUCUCUCUUUCUGUCUUUCUCUCCCCCCAGUGCCACUGUUUUUUAGACAUUUGACCAGACUAUAGCACAAGCCUGCAUUUGUUUGUAUAUUUUUGACAGUUUGCAGUAUGUGUACAUUCAGAGGUGAUCAUUUUAAAUGAAUGAAGGGAAAAUUAAAAGUUAAACUAUGAUGAUGUUAAAAUAAAAUAAUAUAUUCAACGAAUAAAAUAAAUGUGUGGUUGUUUUGGUUCUUUGGUUUUCCCGGCCAUAUUUUAUUUUAAGCCAUUAAACAGGUUUAAGCGACACAAACAUGGAGUGUAAGUGUCAUAGAUAAGAGUGUAGAGUACUGAGCUCUACUCAUUUUGGCAAACAAGACAAAAGAGUCGAGGCUGACAUUGUUAUCUCAGGCCUCCCAAAAGUGU
Molecule: messenger RNA, 6746 nt
Organism: Trematomus bernacchii (emerald rockcod)
Lineage: Eukaryota; Metazoa; Chordata; Actinopteri; Perciformes; Nototheniidae
Gene: magi1b
Product: membrane associated guanylate kinase, WW and PDZ domain containing 1b
Biological process (GO): signal transduction
Cellular component (GO): cytoplasm
Molecular function (GO): protein binding
Source: RefSeq, a predicted model, not a curated record